Dama dama (fallow deer) is the source of this 2342-nucleotide messenger RNA. It is a transcript of the gene CCDC198, whose product is annotated as coiled-coil domain containing 198. NCBI's taxonomy places the organism in Eukaryota, Metazoa, Chordata, Mammalia, Artiodactyla, Cervidae. Bases 1 to 885 code for a protein of 294 amino acids. The record is from RefSeq and is a predicted model, not a curated record. The transcript is spliced from 6 exons.
AUGGGCCUGAGUCACUCUAAGCCUCACCCAAGGGUGACCAAGGUAGUACCUUUGCAAAACAAAGAGGAAGAGACUCCCUUGGCUGGCCCUGUGGACUUUGCAUUCACUCAGAAUCUGGAAGAAAACAGUUUAUAUUCAUUUGCAAGACGGCAGGACCAGAAUAAAGCUUUAGAAGGGCAGUUGCCGCCUCUACGAGAGACCUGGUAUGGAAGAUAUUCUGAAGGGCCGAGGGCCAUGUAUUUUGAUUUCCCAUUGGAACAGCAAGAAACAAGUAUUAUUAAAAGGCAUCCACCCCGAAGACUUCAAAAACUUGAACCCAUUGACCUGCCACAAGUAAUUACUUCUGAAAGGCUCCUGAACCAGCAAGAAGCCAGGAGGACUCACAAAGCAAAGCAGGAACUGGAAAAGAAGAUGCAGACUCUAAUGUAUCCUUUUGGGAAAAGACAAUAUUUACAUAAGAUGCAAAUGCUGGAAAUGAACCGUAAAAGACAAGAGGCCCAAGUUGAACUGAAGAAAAGUCUUCACAAGGAGGCAAGAACUAGUAAGCAGAAACAGAGGGACCAUAAAGCCGAGAAAAUCCUUCAAAGUGUCCCAGGAAAUGAUGAUGGUGACUUUCUAACCUUAUUGCCUGAUGAAACCUUGAACAGAAGUCUAGGAAAUACACAGAAUGCAGAAUUUCUGGAACAUCAAGCAAGGAAUGACCACUGUCACAGGAAAAUUGGCAAAAUGGAAACAUGGCUCCGUGAACAGGAGGUCCGGGGAGAGCUUCUCUGGGACAGCUCCAGCUCUGACUCAGAUGAGUCAGGGAAAGUAGAGGAAAAAAAAAGAGCACUGGUGAGGACCAGGACAGAGAGAAUCCAAUAUUUUGAUGAGUUUUUUGAUUAAGAAUAAUAAUAUUUAAUACUAUUCACCAAUCUAGUUACUGAAUGUAUUGGAAGCUUUCUUGCCUUUAAAAAUUCCUCAAGGUAGUAUAUGAAUUAUUCUGAGAACACCAAUUCACUUUCUUUUCAUUUGAAAUCCUAAGAUUAAAGGUGUGAGAUAUAUUAAUAUAUUAGUACCAUAUAACCCACUGCCUCAAAACUAGGGACUUAACUAGCAGCCACUUACUCUCCCACUUUUCUGUGGGUUGCUGGGCUCGGUUGGGUGGUUCUUCUGUUGGUCUCUCUUGAAGCCUUUCAUGCAAUGGAUGGCAGGUAGGACUGGAGUCAUCUGGAAACUCAAUAAGGACACUGACACAGCUGGAGUUCGCCCCCCACUCCGUAUCAUUCCAGAGCCUCCUUACAUGGAUUUCCCAAGUGCUCUCUCCUGAGGGUAGUGAAUUUGCUUUUACGUCAGCCCAGGGCUCCCAAAAGCAGAUGUUCCGAGAGGAGGGAGAGAAAGCUGCCAAUCUUAACUCUAAUCUGAUCACAGACGCCACACUCUGUUAGCUACUGCAAGUCAUAGGUCAGGUCACAGGCAAUGAAAAAGGGGCUAUGCAGGGCAGCGAUUCCAAAGUGUGGUCUAUUGGGGUACACCUUUGAGACAUGGUACCCCACCAUAUCUUUAAAAGCAAAUCAUAUCUUCUAAAACAAACAGAUGAGAGAGUAGAUUUGAUAGAAAUAAAAAUGACUUUCUAAAGAAAAUCACAAGAUGCUGCAUUAGACACUAAGCUCUUUUAAGUCACUUUCUUGUGAGUUAUAAACUUUUUAAUCUCAUAACAAAGAGGCUAUAGGAAAAAUGUAAAGUUAUGAAAUUAGAUGCUUGCUCCUUGGACAGAAAAGCUAUGACAAACCGAGACAGCAUAUUAAAAAGCAGAGAUAUCACUUUGCUGACAAAGGUCCAUAUAGUCAAAGCUAUGGUUUUUUCCAGUAGUUAUGUAUGGAUGUGAGAGCGGUACCAUAAAAAAGGCUGUGUGCCAAAGAAUUGACGCUUUCAAACUGUGGUGCUGGAGAAGACUCUUGAGAGUCCCUUGGACUGCAAGGAGAUCAAACCAGUCAAUCCUGAAGGAAGUCAACCCUGAAUAUUCAAUGGAAGGACUGAUGCUGAAACUCCAAUACUUUGGCCACCUGAUGCGAAGAGCCGACUCAUUGUAAAAGGCCCUGAUGCUGGGAAAGAUUGAAGGCAAAAGGAGAAGGGGGUGGCAGAGGAUGAGAUGGUUAGAUAGCAUCAUGGACUCAGUGGACAUGAAUCUGAGCAAACUCUGGAGGUAGUGAAGGACAGAGGAGCUUGGCAUGCUGCAGCCCAUGGGGUAGCAAAGAAUUGGACACAACUUAGCAACUGAACAACAAUAAAAAAAAUGUUAAGUGUGGAAAGUCAUUGUGAAUUAAAGCUCAAAAUUAAAUGAAGAUCUCUUAGAUUAUGAU